UGCGAUGUCUUGCAGGCUCUGGACCUGUGCGUGCAGCUCCUGGAAAUGGGGGAGACGGCUUUGAUCGUGUCAGAUCGAUCUGCGUCGCACCCUGUCCCCGUGAGCUCCUGUGGUUCUGAUUUCUGGGCUGUGGUGCUAAAUCUCUGUGGCCCAGUGGCUGGUGGAACUGACAGAGGUGGCAACAGUGCCACAGCUUUGUCCCCCUCUUUGCGCAGGAGCCCUGACAUCCCACCCAACGCGGCCCUCACACUGGAGGUGGAGCUGCUGGCGGCUCGUGCGCCAGACCUGGAGCUGCUCAGCGGGAAGGAGAAGAUAGAGUUGGCCAACCGCAAGCGGGAGCGCGGCAACUUCUUCUACCAGCAAGCAGAUUAUGUGCUGGCCAUCAACUCCUACGACAUCGCCCUCAAGAUCAUCGGCUCCAGCUCGAAAGUUGACUUCAGCCCAGAGGAGGAGGCUGAGCUGCUGGACGUGAAGGUGAAAUGUCUCAACAACCUGGCAGCCUCUCAGCUUAAAUUGGACCAUUACGAGGCGGCCCUCAAGUCCUGUAACCUCGUCCUGGAGCACCAGCCAGGGAACAUCAAGGCUCUCUUCCGAAAGGGCAAGGUCCUGGCUCAGCAGGGUGAAUACAGAGAGGCCAUCCCCAUCUUAAAGGCAGCCUUGAAGCUGGAGCCUUCAAACAAGACCAUCCACGCUGAGCUCUCCAAGCUGGUGAAGAAGCACACGGACCAGAAGAACGUGGAGACAGAGAUGUACAGGAAGAUGCUCGGGAAUCCCAGCGCCGCCAGCACCCCG
Antrostomus carolinensis (chuck-will's-widow) is the source of this 792-nucleotide messenger RNA. Its product is annotated as peptidyl-prolyl cis-trans isomerase FKBP8-like. NCBI's taxonomy places the organism in Eukaryota, Metazoa, Chordata, Aves, Caprimulgiformes, Caprimulgidae. Gene Ontology annotation, molecular function: protein binding; protein folding chaperone. Gene Ontology annotation, biological process: protein folding; negative regulation of apoptotic process. The record is from RefSeq and is a predicted model, not a curated record. Gene Ontology annotation, cellular component: membrane; mitochondrial envelope; cytosol.